CUAUCGAGUCCUUUCAAUAGUGAGUUUGCAAUGAGCUCGAAGUGUGGUUAGAAUCGGAAUAUGAUUAAAUUUCAUUCGUUGUUCAGCUUAUUCAGGAACAAUUGCAAUUAUAUUUAUACUGUUCAAUGUCACGGACAUUUAUCCAUCAUUCAAUGGCUUAAAAUUUGGAAUUACUGUUAAUAUGUUUUAUCAAUUUGUCUCUCUUGAAAAGCUCAAUGGAUUACAAGUGAACAUGAUUAUUUGAUGAGUAAACAAAAAUUGGAAAGGUGCCAAAAAAAUUACGCCAGCCAUCGCAAUUAUAAUCAAAGAUGUUGCCCUCAUCGCCUCUAUGUUUCUUAAUCAUCUCCGUUAUUAUCAUAAAUUCAAUUUUUCCGGUGUUGAUAUUUGCCUCAACCCUUAAUCCUAAUGUUACUGUUAACUUAACAUCAAGUACAAUCAACUCUACACUCCAUCCUGUUAGUACCUUAGUUUCAAAUAAUGGAAGUCUCAAUGAAUCGACAAUUACAACAACACCUAUUCCGCCAGUUACAAAUGUCACUGAACCAUCGACAAAUGCCAGCCUCACUACAGGAACUUCAACAAUCUCGGUUAACCAGAGGUUACCACAAAAAGGUUCAGCAGAGGAAGAACAUCAUUCAUCUAUGGCUAUUUUUUUCGUACUCUCUGUGAUUGUUCUCUGUAUUUUUGUGAUACACUUUAUACUUCAAACCAAGUUUCACUAUAUUCCAGAAAGCUUGGCUGUGGUUUUACUUGGAGCUUUAAUUGGUUUAGUAACAAAAAUGAUCUCAAAUCAACAUUUAGGUGAUUGGCAAAGAGAAGAAAUGUUCAAUCCAACGACUUUUUUCCUUCUUCUUUUACCUCCGAUAAUGUAUGAAUCUGGUUACAAUUUGCACAAAGGUAAUUUCUUUCAAAAUAUUGGCUCAAUUCUUGUAUUUGCCAUUGUUGGAACCACAAUAUCUGCACUAGUCAUUGGUGGAGGAAUUUAUAUUCUUGGAUUGAUGAAUGCUGUCUUUUGCUUAUCCUUCAGUGAAAGCUUCGCCUUUGGCUCAUUAAUCUCGGCUGUUGAUCCUGUUGCUACUCUGGCAAUAUUUCAUGCUCUCGAUAUUGAUCCAGUUUUAAACAUGUUAGUAUUUGGAGAAAGUAUUCUCAAUGAUGCUGUAUCAAUCGUUUUGGCAACGACAGCUUUAGAAGCUGGACAAUCUACCGGUGUUGUUUUAUCAACAGCAGGCGCAGUUUUUCAAGGAGUUGGUCGCUUUUUCAUCGUCUUCUUUGGCAGUGCAGCUAUUGGAGCGACCUUUGCCUUUAUUGCAGCCCUUAUAUUCAAAUAUGUUGAUCUUCGUAAAAAUCCUUCAUUGGAAUUUGGAAUGAUGCUUGCAUUUAUUUACGCUCCUUAUGGACUUGCUGAAGGAGUUCAUCUUUCUGGUAUAAUGGCCAUUCUUUUCAAUGGAAUUGUGAUGUCUCACUAUGCUCAUUACAAUUUAUCUCCUGUAACACAAAUAACAAUGCAACAAACUCUAAGGACACUUGCAUUCAUUUCAGAAACAUGUGUCUUCGCCUAUUUAGGCUUAGCUUUGUUUAGCUUUCCGUUGCUUCUGAAACCAUCCUUCAUCAUAUCGAGUGUGAUACUUUGUUUGCUUGGUCGAGCAGCCAAUAUUUAUCCAUUGUCAUAUUUCUGUAAUUACUUCAGAGAACACAAGAUUUCUAAAAGAAUGAUGUUUGUCAUGUGGUUCAGCGGACUUCGAGGUGCAGUUGCUUACGCAGUUGCUCUUCACUUGGAGAUUGAAAAUGAAAAGAAGAGAGUUAUCGUAACAACAACAUUGAUAAUCGUUUUAUUCACAAUAAUUUUUCUUGGAGGUUUAACAAUGCCGUUAAUGAAGUUUUUGAAAGCUGAUAAACGAUCCAUAAGUCGGAGAGGAAGAAAGAGCAGCAGCUCAAGAAAGAUAACUUUAAGCAAAACUAGAGAAAUGGGCCAAACAAUUGAAGCCGAUCAUCUAGCUGAUUUAACUGAAGAUGAAAUCGAGAGUAAUUUUCUAAGAAAUAAUUUAAGUGGUUUUGUAAAAUUGGAUGUUAAAUAUCUCAUACCUUUUUUCACUCGACGAUUCACUGAACAGGAAGUAAAAGAUUGUCGUUCACAGAUGAGUGAUUUAACAAAUCGAUGGUAUCAAGCUGUCAGAAGGCCAUCUGAUAGUGAAGAGGAACAUGAUGAAAUAAAUGCCAACCAUUUAAUUAAUUAGAUUGUAAAAUGACUUCUCUACAAGCAUCAAAGACAAAAACUAGAUAAAAACGAUCAAAGCUUUUUGUACAAAAUAUAUUUGUAUAAAAGUUGCCAUUUACGAACGAUCCAAUUUCAAUAACUGGUCAUUGAUUGGACCCAGCUCAUUCAAGUAUCUCAUUGUUUAACACUUUUGCAUUUAGAAACGGAAUCUGAUUUAUUAAUAUUACAAACCAAGAGAAAUCACAAGAAACUUUCUAUUCAUAAAACUGGGAAAGUUGAAUAAAAUCAACCGAACUUGAAUCGAUCUCAUUACUCAAUGCAAUAUCACAUAUUAAGGAUUAAUUCCCAAUCAGGGAACCAAUUGAGAUGAUUCUUGUGAGCACAAAAGUAAAAAUUUCCUACUCGGUUUUGGUUGAGAUUCACAUUUAUAUAAUUACAAUACAAAACCUCUACAUAAUUAGCUUGGAACAAAUUGAAACAUUGAGCUUCAUUAUUGGACAGAUCAUGAACCAUGGAAUCAAUAAUUUUAAAAUAACUCUUGCUAUGAUGAUCAAGCUAAAAGUCAAAUUGAACUGUGAUGACAGGAAUUGAAUGAUUCCUAGUUUGUUCCAUAUUCACCUUUUCAUUCCUCGUCCAAAUUAUAUUAUUUCUGUUUUUGUUUUUUUUCAAUGUUAAAUUUAUAAAACCUUGUCUUCAUUUAAAAAUCAAAAA
Messenger RNA from Tetranychus urticae (two-spotted spider mite), 2926 nucleotides. It is a transcript of the gene Nhe1, whose product is annotated as Na[+]/H[+] hydrogen exchanger 1. Gene Ontology annotation, cellular component: membrane. The record is from RefSeq and is a predicted model, not a curated record. NCBI's taxonomy places the organism in Eukaryota, Metazoa, Arthropoda, Arachnida, Trombidiformes, Tetranychidae. Gene Ontology annotation, biological process: proton transmembrane transport; potassium ion transmembrane transport; sodium ion transport. Gene Ontology annotation, molecular function: sodium:proton antiporter activity; potassium:proton antiporter activity.